Messenger RNA from Pieris macdunnoughi, 384 nucleotides. Lineage: Eukaryota; Metazoa; Arthropoda; Insecta; Lepidoptera; Pieridae. The record is from the annotation of a GenBank genome assembly.
AUGCAAAUGAGUCGUAUGAACUCUCCAUCUGUUGGUGACGACGAUGGGGGCGUCGGUCACGCGUUGAGUGACUUUCUCCUGCAACUUGAAAACUACACACCUUCAGUUCCCGACUCUGUUGUUGCUUAUUACUUGAAUAUGUCUGGCUUCGAAUCGCAAGAUCCAAGGCUUAUCCGCCUCAUAGCAUUAGCGGCACAGAAAUUUCUCUCUGAUAUUGCAAAUGAUGCUCUUCAGCACUGCAAAAUGAGGACCUCCAGCCAAAUGUCAAUGAGCAAAAAUCAAAAAGGACCAAAAGAAAAGAAAUAUGUAAUGACAAUGGAAGACUUAGUGCCAGCAUUACAAGAAUAUGGAAUCAUUGCAAAGAAACCACACUAUUUUGUGUGA